This is a messenger RNA of Meloidogyne enterolobii, 219 nucleotides long. The record is from the annotation of a GenBank genome assembly. Lineage: Eukaryota; Metazoa; Nematoda; Chromadorea; Rhabditida; Meloidogynidae.
AUGAUUGGGCAUUAUUUUAGAGAAACUAUGCUUAAUGAAUUGGAAUGUAAAUUACAGGAGCUACAUCAAAUAGAAAAACGUCCAUGGAUUGCUUUAUUUAUGACACAUCCCUUUUUGGUAAGCAAUGAUGAGAACAAGGUUCAGUGGUUUGUAAUGAAUGACACUCAUCGCUUCUUCGAUAUUUUAAAACGUUACAAGGUUAAGAUUGAAGAUUUUUAA